Xylaria bambusicola is the source of this 2895-nucleotide messenger RNA. RefSeq names its product Adaptor complexes medium subunit family-domain-containing protein. The coding region runs from base 1 to 2895 and encodes 964 amino acids. Gene Ontology annotation, biological process: vesicle-mediated transport; intracellular protein transport; fatty acid biosynthetic process. The record is from RefSeq and is a predicted model, not a curated record. Gene Ontology annotation, molecular function: [acyl-carrier-protein] S-malonyltransferase activity. Lineage: Eukaryota; Fungi; Ascomycota; Sordariomycetes; Xylariales; Xylariaceae. Gene Ontology annotation, cellular component: clathrin adaptor complex; mitochondrion. The transcript is spliced from 4 exons.
AUGAAUAGUGUAAUCGAGGCGCUGCACAUCUACGAUGAGCACAAACGCGCCAUUCUCUCCCACACCUAUACCUCUCGACCGCUCUCUGCCGCUCAUCUUCUACCUCUGUAUCUUGAACAUCCAGCACCACGGCCGAGCUUAAUCUACUUAUCCAAUACCAACCCACCUACCCUUGUAUUUAGCCUCGACCAUGCGGACCUUCUCUAUCUGGCAACUACAUCUUCCGAUAUCGAGCCUCUAUUAGUUCUCGAGUUUCUUCACCGUGUGAUCGAUGCCUUGGAAGAAUUUCUCGGUGCACCAAUUCUCGCGCAUAAGAUCGAAGCAAACUACGAUGUCGUCGCCCAACUUCUUACUGAGAUGUGCGACGCCGGCACUAUUAGCACCACCGAGCCGAAUGCCUUGAGAGAUGUCAUAGAAGUGGAGGGCCUUCUGGGGAAGCUAUUAGGAAGCAUCAAUUUACCUACUAAACCUCUUGCUACCUCUGGUACUUCUUCUUCUCUAAUUGCCCAAAAUGGCCCGUCCUUACCAUGGAGACGAGCCAAUGUACGUCACACGUCCAACGAGCUAUACGCAGAUGUUGUCGAGACAUUAUCGGUUACACUGGCGCCCUCCGGCCGACCCAUUGCGGCUUUUGCAAAUGGCACCAUAGCUUUCACGUCUAAGGUAUCUGGUGUCCCAGAUAUAGCCGUAAACCUCAACGGGCCAUCUGGGAAGCAUAAUCUAAAGAGCAUUAUGGAGUUACCAGUAUUCCAUCCUUGCGUCCGGUUGAGUCGCUGGAAAGAUAGUCCGGGAGAGCUCAGCUUCAUACCUCCAGACGGACGGUUUAUUCUGGCCGGUUAUGAAGUUGAUCUCCUCCCUUUCACCAAUGGCAAGAGUAGCAGCAUGAACCACAAUCUGAAAUUACCCCUGAGUAUUGAGGUGAAGACGGGGCUUGGCUCAGUGGGCUCCGAUUUUGAAGUCCGCCUGAACAUAAAUAAGAUAUUCGGUCCCACUAGCCAGUCCAUAGCUGGGCCUUCCGCUAGAGGAGGCGGGGGCGGUGGAAGGGGUUUUGGUGGACCACAUGCUGGCACUGCGGCAUCUCCUUCACUCCAGGAUGUUGUGGUGUCCGUGCCGCUUCCGUCGGACGUCAGAAACCUAUCAGAUGUGCGGCCUAGUAGAGGAGAUGCCAGCUAUAGCCCUGCAGACCGCAUCUUGGAAUGGCAUAUACCAGCCAAGGAGCUCUCGGCAGGCAUGUCGUAUUUUAGCCUCCGGUGUACGGUUGCAGGGCCCCUGGCGGAUGACGCUGUCGAAGAAGAUCCGAGUGGAUUCGGGUUUGGUAAAGACUACGCUUACGAUGAGCCAUACCAGGGCUCCAUAGCACAUCACAAAUCAAAGGAACAAAUGAAGGGAUCCGAAGAAGAGCGAGACCUAAGAAAAGUGGCACAAAAUAAGAUUUUGAUGCCUAGUUCCGCGUCAGUCAGUUUUUCUGUCAAGGGCUGGACUCCCAGUGGGAUCAGGGUUGAGAGCAUUGUUGUUGACCCUAGGAAAAGCCGCGGUCUAGGAGAAGGAAUUAAACCGUACAAGGGUGUCAAGUAUCUCACUAUAAGCAAAGGAGGCCUGGUGAUGAGUACGCUUGUGUCUCCGCUCUGUUGUUCGCCCGCCCGAACAGCUGUGACCUCCGUCAGCGUUCGGGCCCUAUCUCUUCGUUCGUCAGCAGCUCUGCCUUGUGCCCCAGCAUCCAUUCGAAUACAACAUCAACCUGGGUGUCGGCGACAUGGCUCCACAGCAAGUAGCCGGCGGCCGCGGACGGCCAUCUUUUUCCCAGGCCAAGGUGUUCAGAAGGUCGGCAUGUUAACGCCAUGGCUGGAAGCGUUUCCACGCUCUGCCUCCAUCAUUCUUGAAGAGAUCGAUUCCUAUAUGGGUUACAAGCUUUCGGAUGUAAUACAAAACGGGACGAACCGAACGCUGACUCUAACGCCAAAUGCGCAACCUGCCAUAAUGGCUACCUCGAUUCUAAUAUUGCGGAUUUUAGAGCGGGAAUGCGGAUUCAAGGCCAUAGAACGAGUAGACGUAUCGCUCGGCCAUUCAUUAGGCGAAUUUGCAGCACUGGUGGCGGCAGGGGUUCUGGAGUUCGAGGAUGCGCUAUACAUGGUGCGCCGGCGUGCUGAUUCCAUGGCAGAGGCCACACAAAAAGCCCGCGAGAAGUAUGGCGGCGAAUACGGAAUGGUAGCGGUUGUCACCGAACCCGAAUAUCUCUCUACUCUGGUUGAGGCUAUCGAUGACUUCGUGGGAUAUCGGAGCGCGGGCACACGCAGCGAGAGCGCAGACUCGCGAAAACCGAUUGACCAGGUCCUCAUUGCGAACAUAAAUAGUAAGAACCAGAUCGUGCUCAGCGGCUCGCUACACAAGAUCAAGGAGUUAAUCGCGCAUGUGCGACAAUUCUUGGGCCAUGAUCCUCGGGCCGUUCAGCUUAAUAGCGACAGUCCUUUUCAUAGUCCUAUUAUGUGGCCGGCGUACUAUGUCAUGCGCGACCUUGUUUCAGGCAAGAGUCGUGUUAAGGGUCGAGAGGAUAAGGAUAUCAUAUCAUUCCCCGGGACUAUGGAGUGCAUCAGCAAUGUCACUGCGAGACCUUUCGCGAGUGCGUCCGACGUCCAGGAGCUGCUGGCUCGACAGUGUCUUGAGACGGUAAGAUGGUGGGAUAGUAUCAAGUAUCUAGACCAAGAGCAGAAGGUCCGGAGGUGGAUCGGUAUAGGACCUGGAAAAGUCGGCAGAAACCUUGUCGGAAAAGAGGUUGGCAUGCGUGGUGUAGAUACAGUUAAAGGGGGUGGUGUAUUUGCGAUUACGGACCCGGUCGAGAUAGACGAGGUCUUGAAGGGGCUGGAGAAAACAGAGUUCUUGAGCGAGGAGGAGGAGUAG